Molecule: messenger RNA, 646 nt
Organism: Homo sapiens (human)
Lineage: Eukaryota; Metazoa; Chordata; Mammalia; Primates; Hominidae
Exons: 3
Coding region: 1-645 (214 amino acids)
Source: RefSeq, a predicted model, not a curated record
AUGUUGAGUCCCGGAGCUGCAGCGAGCCGGCGCGCUCCACCCCGGGCCAGCGUCUCGGCGGCCACCCAGGGAACUGCAGCCCGAGGUGUGAGCGGGAGGUACUCCCGGCGCUGGGUACGCUCCGGGCACCUCCACCCCCAGUCUCCACCGAGCGGGCUCUCGGCCUCGCGCCUCUGGCCAGGCCAGGGGCUGCCCAAGGCCAGGCUCUACCUCUCCCUUGCGUUCUUUGUCCCCACUCAGCCCGCUCCCGCUCUCAGCCAGAAGCUGCGCUGGGCACUCGGGAGAAAGCCGGGACAAUUCUGGGGUCCAGUCUUCCCGGACUCCCUCCUCCACGCCAGCGACCGGGUGGCAGCUAUAGGGAACCAGGCUUCGGAAGUCUUGCCAACCAGACAAAACAGACCCGAGGAAGCCCCCCUCCUCCCGCUUUCCGCGAGCCCCGGUUUGCUUUCCGCACCGUUUGCUGGGCGCCAGCAGCCAGACUCUCGGCUGGGAUCUGAAGUGCUGGAGGCACCCUGUCGGGGAGGAGAGAUGCCGCCAAUGUGUGUGAUGGGAUUCCCAGUGGUUACCCUAAUGCACCUGGAGGACCUGCAAGCGCAGUCCACUCACUCAGCUUACAAUGUAGGACUGCUGGAAGUUGGAAAAUAAA